GUAUAUAGCGCAUUGCACAGGCAGGCAUAUUGCUUUUAGGGGCUCUACUUGUGCCAACGAAGUAUCGCUCGGACGGAUUUAGUCAUAUUAUUGUAAUAUAAUUGUUAAAUACAACACGAAAAAAUCACAACAAAUACGUAUUAUGGAAAAGAGUGAAAAGUGUUUGAAACAAUGUCAUAAACGGACUAAAGUGUCAAACUCAAAAAUAAUUACCAACACCUCAGUUUUGCGAAUGCCGCGUGUGAGAGAUGGAAAAUCAAUUACAUGUCCAAAAUUAUGUGUUACAUUGGAGGGUCUACGAGACAUAAAAAGCAUUUAUCUUGCUUUCCUAAUUACAAUUUUAGCGUUUGCAAAUUGUAUUAAAUUGGCCCACGCCUCUUAUGCAAAUGUCGAUUUUGAUGGCGUUGCUCCGUUAACAGUGUUAAAACCAUUGAACUUAAUGACAAAUCUGCUGGCAGAAGAAAACAUAAAUAAUUCUAACACAGAAACACAGAUAUUGAAGGAGCUGCAGUUGCCAGAAACACAAACAAGAGAUCGGAAACCGCGACAGGUUACGGGGAAUAGCAGUUUUCGUAUUAUAGGAUUGCGUUUGGAGGAUGAUAGCUCUGAGUCCAAUGAUGGCGUUCCGAGUGUAUUGAGCAAUAAGGAACAGACAAUUCGCAUUUUUGGUGUUGAUUUACAAAAGAACACAGUUAUCGCGUUUACAAGUGAAGAGAACGAUUAUAAAGGAGCCUGUCUGAAACCAAUAACAGAAAUCUUUAAGCCCGACGCUGUUUCCGAUGGCGGACUUACUGCAACAUAUACGGUCAAAUUUCCGUACUCGAAGAGCGCAUUGUAUAUUUGUGCGAAAACUGACGAUAACGGAGUAACUCAUCACAGCGCCGCUGAUACCACACCCCUUGUACAUCAAGGCAAUGACAAAUGGAUGAAAAUCGAAACGCAUGAACCACUUCUGCCUCUCUGGGUAGCUAUUGUUGUCAUCGUAACAUGUUUAUGUUUCUCUGCCUUGUUCUCCGGUCUUAAUUUGGGUCUAAUGGCCAUGGACCGUACUGAAUUAAAAAUAUUACGAAAUACCGGCACGGAAAAAGAAAGAAAGUAUGCCGCGAAAAUUGCACCUGUCAGAGAUCAAGGUAAUUAUCUGUUGUGCAGUAUUCUCUUGGGUAAUGUGUUGGUUAACUCCACCUUUACCAUUCUACUGGAUGGUUUGACUUCUGGACUUUUUGCUGUCAUAUUUUCCACCUUGGCUAUUGUACUUUUUGGUGAAAUAACACCUCAGGCUGUGUGUUCAAGACACGGUUUAGCUAUUGGUGCCAAAACUAUAUUGAUUACCAAAACGGUAAUGGCCAUAACCGCUCCGUUAUCGUACCCAAUAUCUCGUAUCCUAGAUGCACUGUUGGGUGAAGAGAUUGGUAAUGUAUUUAAUCGUGAACGUCUGAAGGAACUUGUGCGUGUUACAAACGACGUAAAUGAUUUGGAUAAAAAUGAAGUGAAUAUAAUAUCGGGCGCGUUGGAGUUACGCAAGAAAACUGUCGCCGAUAUUAUGACUCACAUUAAUGACGCCUACAUGCUCUCAUUGGAGGCCGUGCUGGACUUUGAGACUGUAUCUGAUAUUAUGAACUCUGGUUAUUCUCGUAUUCCAGUAUACGACGGAGAUAGGAAAAACAUUGUGACUUUGCUCUAUAUUAAAGAUUUGGCAUUCGUAGAUACUGAUGAUAACACUCCGUUGAAGACAUUAUGCGAAUUUUAUCAAAAUCCCGUUCAUUUUGUGUUUGAGGAUUACACUUUAGAUAUUAUGUUUAAUCAAUUCAAGGAAGGCACGAUCGGUCACAUCGCAUUCGUUCAUCGUGUUAACAACGAAGGCGACGGCGAUCCGUUUUAUGAAACCGUUGGCCUUGUUACAUUGGAAGAUGUAAUUGAGGAGCUUAUUCAAGCAGAAAUUGUUGAUGAAACCGAUGUGUUUGUUGAUAAUCGUACAAAAACUCGUCGCAGUCGUUAUAAAAAAGCCGAUUUUUCUGCGUUUGCCGAACGUCGCGAGGCGCAAACAGUUCGUAUUUCUCCUCAAUUAACGUUGGCAACAUUCCAAUAUUUAAGUACAGCUGUCGAUGCGUUUAAAAAGGAUGUCAUUUCAGAACCAAUCUUGCGGCGAUUACUUAAUCAAGAUGUUUUCCAUAAUAUUAAAUCAAAGGGAAAACCGAAAGAUGAUCCCAGUUUGUUCAUAUUUACACAGGGGAAAGCUGUUGACUUUUUUGUACUUAUAUUAGAGGGUCGUGUGGAAGUAACGAUUGGCAGAGAAGGACUUCUUUUUGAUAGUGGUCCAUUUACUUAUUUUGGUACGCAAGCAUUGGUGCAGAAUGUUGUUGUUGACUCUCCGACUCAGAUGGGAUCGAUGCAGUCGUUGAAUAUGGAUUCGAAAAUUCGGCAAACUUUCGUUCCUGAUUACUCUGUUCGCGCUGCUACAGAUGUGAUAUAUAUUGCAAUUAAACGUAGCUUGUACCUAACUGCAAAAAAGGCAACUUUAUUAGAAAAGAGUCGAAAAUCGGGCACGUUCUCAAGUGAGACAAUCGAUGACGAAGUUGAACGGUUGCUCCAUUCAGCAACUGAAGAUGAAAAGCCUCGAUUUCUGUCAACGAGACGCUUAUCCAAGCCUAAUCGAAGUGUAACAUCGUCACCAACUAACAAUACUAUAUCUCACGAUGAUCGAAGUAAUAGUGCUAGUGGUCACAUCCAUGCUGGACAUAAAAUUGGUCCUGAAAGAACAGAAGAUGGUUCAUUCAGUAGUUUAGUUACCUCGGAUGUUGCAGGUGAUCUUCACAAUGGAGAAAACGAUGACAAAGAUGGAACAACGGCGUUAGCACCGCUCUUGCCAAAACCGGAGGAUAUCAACGAAUCCAGGCAAAACAAGCCACAAUAACCAGACUAUUCUUUACUGGGAAUCUAGUUGCGCAUAUUAAAUUUCCCAUUCAAACACAUUUGCUCUAGCGUAUAACCGACUUACGAUUGUUUUUCCUUAAAUAUUUUUCCUUAAUUAUUGUUUUAUUUUCACUAUAACUUGCAACUUGAAUAGAAUAUUGUUUCUAUAAUUUUGUAAACUCUAUUAGAGAUAUAUACUUUUGGAUACAGCAAAUUAAUGUAACAAUCAAUAAUAUUUUUGUUAUAUCGCAUUUUUUUUAAAUAACUAUGAA
This is a messenger RNA of Drosophila hydei, 3182 nucleotides long. RefSeq names its product metal transporter CNNM2 (gene uex). Bases 143 to 2911 code for a protein of 922 amino acids. Gene Ontology annotation, molecular function: transmembrane transporter activity. The transcript has 8 exons. Gene Ontology annotation, cellular component: plasma membrane. Gene Ontology annotation, biological process: magnesium ion homeostasis; transport. NCBI's taxonomy places the organism in Eukaryota, Metazoa, Arthropoda, Insecta, Diptera, Drosophilidae. The record is from RefSeq and is a predicted model, not a curated record.